GUGGUGUAAGUUAACUGUUAGAUGUCCCCCACUACAAAGAUAACCUUUAUUACCAGUUACAAAAAUAUGUUUUGGUUAAUUAUAGUUUAGUAUUCAAGUUGUUAUGUGCAUCGAAAAUAUUAACAUUGUUGUAUUAUUUUUUGCGAAAGCUAGAGAAAUUACUGGAAAACCAUCCGAUACAUUAACAGUUAGUUCUCCUAUUUCUCAAAAAACUUUGUUAAAAAGUAUUAUAGUUGCUUAUGAAUUGCAAGAUUUAGAAAGCCAGAUAGUUUUAGCAGUUAAUGAACGUUUCUUGCAAUCUGAUGAAAUUAUCUCUUUAAAAGCAGGUGACGAGGUUGCUGUUAUACCACCUCUUAGUGGAGGAUAAAGAAGAUGAAUUAUUUAAAAAUUACUUCCGAAAAAUUAAAUUCAGAUUUAAUAACUAAUCUUGUAAGUUCAAAUUCGUGCGGGGCUAUUUCACUAUUUAUAGGAACAACAAGAGAUAAUUUUGAGGGAAGACCAGUAGAAAAAUUGGAAUAUGAAGCUUAUGAAUCUAUGUGUUUAAAAAAUAUGGAAAAUAUAUGUAAGGAUAUUCGGAACCAAUGGCCAUCAAUUGAAAAUAUUGCUAUUUAUCACAGGUUGGGAUUGGUUCCUAUAAAAGAAGCUAGUAUAAUAAUUGGAACAUCAUCACCUCAUAGAAUUGAUGCAAUCAAAGCUACCGAAUUUUGUAUUAAUAGUGUAAAAGAGAGUGUUCCAAUUUGGAAAAAAGAAUAUUAUAAAGAUGAUGUACCUCAGUGGAAAGAAAAUAAAGAAUAUAAUAACGAUGCUAUUAGAAGAAUAGAAAUUCGACAGAAUGUUGAAGCUCCCGCGGUUCCACAUUUAAGACAAGUGAAAGCAACAAAACCUGAAGUAAGAAAUAGAAUAAACAAAUUUAUCGAAAGAAAAAGAAGUGAUAUUAAUAUUAACAAUGUUCGUGAAUUUUGUCAAAACAAUCAAAAUUUGGAAUUUACUUGUGCCAGGAUAGAUGCAACAGUUCACAAAAGGAAGGAUUCAUCAAGUCACUUACAAGUCAAUAGGGUCAUAAAUUCAUAUGCAUGGAGGGAUCAAACUGAUUCCUCUUAUUUAACUAAACAUAUUCCUUCAAAUGGAAUUGAAGAAAGAUUGGUUAAUGUUGAGAAACAACUGAGUUUGGGCACACCAGUCCCAAAAAAUAUUUACGAUCGCCUUAAAAAUAUAGAAAAUAGGUUGUUGCAGAUGGAAUCUGUGUCUCCAGAAUAUAUACAAUUUUGGGAUAAAGGAAUAUUGCAGAAUGGAAAUCCGACAAAGAAGAAAAUAUUUACUAUAGAAGAAAUAGACAAUUUGAUAAUGGAAACUGAAAGGGAAAUUAAUGUUAAAAUGAAUUACUGAUGUAUUUUAUAAUGAAACCAAGAGCAAAUAUAGAAUCAUCAGUUGUA
Messenger RNA from Diorhabda sublineata, 1433 nucleotides. RefSeq names its product molybdopterin synthase catalytic subunit (gene Mocs2B). Gene Ontology annotation, biological process: Mo-molybdopterin cofactor biosynthetic process. Gene Ontology annotation, cellular component: cytosol. The transcript has 5 exons. Bases 373 to 1386 code for a protein of 337 amino acids. Gene Ontology annotation, molecular function: molybdopterin synthase activity. NCBI's taxonomy places the organism in Eukaryota, Metazoa, Arthropoda, Insecta, Coleoptera, Chrysomelidae. The record is from RefSeq and is a predicted model, not a curated record.